This is a messenger RNA of Suillus clintonianus, 2090 nucleotides long. RefSeq names its product tRNA isopentenyltransferase. The coding region runs from base 116 to 1615 and encodes 499 amino acids. Gene Ontology annotation, biological process: tRNA modification. Gene Ontology annotation, cellular component: mitochondrion. NCBI's taxonomy places the organism in Eukaryota, Fungi, Basidiomycota, Agaricomycetes, Boletales, Suillaceae. The record is from RefSeq and is a predicted model, not a curated record. The transcript is spliced from 8 exons. Gene Ontology annotation, molecular function: tRNA dimethylallyltransferase activity.
CAUCGACCUCACACUAGAUGAGCUGGCACAUAUAAGUAGUGCUGGUAAGAACUAUGUAUCCGGCUGACACGCUGUAGCUUUCGACGUUGGAUAGUCCUCUUCUUUUGUUUCAGAAAUGUCAACUCUCAGACCACUAAUCACGAUUUGUGGGACUACUGGCGUCGGAAAGUCCAAACUGGCCAUCGAGCUAGCUCUGAAGCUUGCUCAAGGAACACAUGCGUGGAGAGGCGCGAGGAUCAUAAACGCGGACUCCAUGCAAGUCUAUACUGGGAUGGACGUGAUAACAAACAAAGUCCCUGUCACAGAAAGAAUGGGGGUCGAGCACCUUCUCAUGGACUUCAAGCAGCCUGGCGAGCAGUACGUAGUGGGUCAAUGGGUCCAAGACGCUAUCAAGGCGAUUGACGAGACGCAUCGUAUGGAUAAGGUUCCGAUCAUUGUUGGCGGUACAUCCUAUUGGAUCCAACAUCUCAUAUUUCCGAAUCGGUUGCCCAUUCCAGCGCAAUCUUUGUCCGAUUCCGUUGCACAGUCCAUUGCCAAUCUACCUCCCGACCUCCUUGAACUAUUCAAUGCACUUCCAGAGCAUCCUCCAUCUGCAGCAUCUCAUCCUCAUGAUGCAAUGUUGCUGCACAAACUUCUUACCGCGCUUGACGAACCAGUUGCGCAGCGAUGGCACUGGAAGGACACACGUAAAGUCAUGGGAAGCCUUCGUGUAAUUAAAGACACUGGACAGGCUCCGAGCGAAAUUAUCGCCGAGCAGUCCAAAACAGCAUUGCUUCCAAGGUAUCGAACUUUGUGUUUCUGGCUCUAUGCCGAGCCUUCUAUCUUGAAUGAGCGCUUGGACGCAAGGGUAGAUGAUAUGAUCAAGCAAGGGCUGUUGGAUGAAAUAAAAGAACUCCGAUCGAUCGCUUCUUCCCCCACAUGUAGUUCGCCUGAUGCAGUCGUCACAGCGCUGUCCGACGAAUCAGAUAUGCAGCAAACUGAUUAUACUAUUGGUAUCUAUCAGUCUAUCGGAUACAAAGAGUUUCAUGAUUAUCUUGUUUCUCCUGAGCCCUCCGAGAAGCUUUUUGCGUCCGCUGUGGAGCAAAUGAAGAACGGAACAAGACAAUAUGCGAAGCGUCAGAUACGGUGGCUAAGGAACAAGCUUCUUCCUGCUAUCUAUAGCACAAAUAGCGGCGGGGGUCAUGCAUCAGCCCUCCUCCCAGUUUACCUUUUGGAUGCCACUGAACUCGGCGACCAGUGGACAUCUCAUGUUCUCAACCAAGGUGUACGUAUCAUGGAAGCUUUCCUUGGCAACGAGACACUGUCUGAUCCUUUAUCAUUGUCCGAAAGGGCACGGGAGAUGCUAACUAUCGAUGUCAAACCUACGAAUCCAACAGAAGUAUUGCGGGCUCGCAAGAAGAUUGUAUGCACUGUGUGUACCCUUGAUCCUGCGCAGCCCUUUAUGGUCGAAGAUGGCUCUCAGUGGGAAGCCCAUCGACACUCCCGUACUCAUAGAAGACAUGCCUCAAGAGAUAUCAAAAUGCAUGGACAGCCGGUCAACCGCCGCACUACCGUCCAUAGCGGCAUUCCCAGCAAGGUUGACGAUCAGGAAGAUCAACAUCGUUCAAUCGUAUGAACGAGGUCUACUUCCUGCGCGCAGUUCGUCAUUUCUUCUGGUACCCAUUCGUCGAUCAGCGUCGUCGCUUUGAAUAUCAGCUUUUGGAGCACAUUUCAUUUCAAGCAGUUAUGCUCCCGGUGGUUCCUGUUUGCUUAUUUGUCUCACGCAAUGACCUUUGGAGGAGGCGGGCUACUUUCCUCCUGCGCCAGGGACAUUAUCGAUAAGUUCGCCCGGAACGACUUGCAUCGUGUAUCCAUGAUGCACUGAUGCUGACCAUCAUUACGAGGUCAGCGGAGCAGCCUCCCUGUCUUGUUUUCCGGAAUCAUCUUCUCAUGCAGUUUUAUCUGGAAUCAUGUUGGGUACAGGAAGCCAAAGAAGCACGCCUGAAUGAGUGAACGUUGUGAAAUGAGUAGUAGUUAUAUAGACUGACAAACGUCGUACUGUAGUUUUGUGAAAAAAUUGGUUGAGUGCGACGUUGAUGUCGUCGUCCCAC